Fundulus heteroclitus (mummichog) is the source of this 1829-nucleotide messenger RNA. RefSeq lists its product as uncharacterized. Gene Ontology annotation, cellular component: membrane; extracellular region. Bases 1 to 1650 code for a protein of 549 amino acids. Gene Ontology annotation, molecular function: lipid binding. The transcript has 4 exons. Lineage: Eukaryota; Metazoa; Chordata; Actinopteri; Cyprinodontiformes; Fundulidae. Gene Ontology annotation, biological process: lipoprotein metabolic process; lipid transport. The record is from RefSeq and is a predicted model, not a curated record.
AUGACCCCUUGGGUUCUGCCGGCAACCAGCUAUGCCAGAGCGGAUCCAGCAAUGGGCCCCAGGGACCUGAUGUCCAGGGGCGCCAGGCCCCGCGAAGCAGCCGCCAGGAGCGAGCCGGCACCUGGCCAAGUACCCAGCCCCAGACACCGAGGACCCCCAACGCACAAGCAAAAUCUACAGAGGGCCCUGGGUCUGUACGUCACCAAUACUCUCUCCUACAUGACAACAGUAAAAACAUUUUAUGACCAGUUCUCUGAAUGGAAGAAGAGAAGACAGACAGAGAAUGACAAAAUGAUGGAUAUCAAUAAAAGGGCUGACAUAAUUGACCCCACUUUCACAGAUUCAGAGGGAAAACGUGCAGCUUUUCAUAAAAACAUCACAGGGAAAUUGCAGAUGGAUGCAGAGAGCAAACUUGCAGAACUAGAAAAGGAGCUGGAUGAAGUGUUGAAAGACACACUGGAAGGUCUGGAGGAACUCAACACCUUCGUGGAUGCAGUGGAGAAGCUGGCAGUGACUUCGCUGCAUGUGUUUACUGAGAACCUAAUUUUACGCCUGCCUGAGAAGAUCAGAUUUGAUGAUGUUCAAGCUGUGAUCAUCGCUGCACGACAGAUCUGCCCUCUCCUCCUGGAGUUCAAACGAGACGCAAAGUCGUUCUUUCAGCCUAAACUCUACAACCUAGAGGUGCUUACACACCAACUGAAACGUUACAUAGAUACCACCAACACCAUUUGCCAGUCUCAUGGCAACAGCUUCAACUUUAAAAGCUUCUCGACUUUGUCUAAGGAAAUUGCAUUGAAUUCAGAUAAUCUAAGUGAAAAUGACAUGGAAAAGAUGAUAAAUCACAUUAAGCAACUUGACAAGAUCAGGAUGGAUGAGCACUUUCGGAUUAAGUUCCUGUUCCAGAAAGUAUCCUCAGAAGAUUUCAUCGAGAGCUGUGAUGACCAGCUACAAAGAAUGAAAGAUUUCCUCAAUGAGCUGGAGGAGUGUGCCAAUCAGAUAGACAGAGUGAACAGAGGAGCAAAGAUCUCCAGUAAGACAACCUUAGUUGGGGGAAUAACUGGAUGUGCACUUUCCGUUGCUGGUGUUGCAUUAAGUCCAGUUACAGCAGGACUGUCUCUGGGGCUGACAGUUGCCGGUGUGUCUAUGGGUGCAGUAAGCAGUACCGGCAAGUUGGUAACCACCUUAACAGAAAUUGGAAUUAAUCGCAGUCAACUAAAAAAGGCAGUUGAUGUCCUUAAAAGCUUUGUGGAGGAUUUCCAAAUGAUCCAGUACUGUCUUAAUCAGGUGAUAAAUCAACCAACAGAAAAUCUGAAACCAAGGAAGAUAGAUGUGGUGGGAGUUGGCAAGGCAAGCGAAGCUGUACUACAACAUGGACCAGCAUUACAAAACAUCUCCAGACAGGCCUUACAUGUCAUUGAUAUUGGUCAGGCUGCACAUUUGGGGCCUCUCAGCAAGGGAGAUGGUUUUGCUGAACUUAAUUGCAACAGGACUAAAAUCCCAAACUUCCUCAAAGACAGAGCUGCAUUAUUUCGCUCACAGGUAAAGUCAUGGGAGGAGAUUAGAACCUCUUGCAGCAAACUGACCACCGAAGAAAACAAAAAUAUCCUCCAAGCGCCAUUUUAUCCAGGCAUUAAGAAGACAUGGAUCUAAAUGCUAAGGGAAAUAAAAGUGACUUCUCUGGCAGCCACUAAAAAACAGUAAUUCUGGCAUAAUUAUACUAAGACAUUGUUUUACUGAUGUUGCAGACAAUUGUAUUAACCGAAGUUUAAAAAAAAAUUAAAACAAUCAGUUUGACAUCAAUUUUAACGUUAAUCAAUCUGUGAUGUACU